Messenger RNA from Impatiens glandulifera, 1066 nucleotides. RefSeq names its product bax inhibitor 1-like. The transcript is spliced from 6 exons. The record is from RefSeq and is a predicted model, not a curated record. Gene Ontology annotation, cellular component: membrane. The coding region runs from base 105 to 857 and encodes 250 amino acids. Lineage: Eukaryota; Viridiplantae; Streptophyta; Magnoliopsida; Ericales; Balsaminaceae.
UUUGUAAGCAAACAUUUUCGCAUCCGCAAGUCAAUUUCUUGAAUCUCGAACGAAAUUUGUGAAUCAUUCUCUAGAAGAAGAAGAGCAAAGAAGAUAAGCCAAGGAUGGACACGUUCUCGUCAUUCUUCCAAUCACAGUCGGCUUCUCGCCGUGGUUGGAGUUAUGAUUCUCUCAAGAAUCUUCGCCACAUCUCACCCUCCGUUCAAAAUCAUCUCAAACAGGUAUAUCUCUCUUUGUGUUGUGCUCUGAUUGCGUCAGCAGCUGGAGUUUAUCUACACAUUCUUUGGAACAUUGGAGGGUUUCUUACAACCCUAGGUUGCGUUGGGAGCAUUAUUUGGCUGCAUUCGACCCCUUCUAAUGAUGAGAAAAAGAAGGUCUCACUCCUGAUGGCAGCCGCCCUAUUUGAAGGGGCUUCCAUUGGUCCUCUGAUUGAAUUGGCAAUUGAAAUUGAUCCAGGCAUGUUGAUAAGUGCAUUUGUGGGAUGUGCUGUGGCAUUUGGUUGUUUCUCAAUGGCAGCUAUGUUGGCAAGGCGUAGAGAGUACCUUUACUUGGGAGGACUUCUCUCAUCAUGCAUUUCCAUCCUGUUCUGGUUGCAGUUUGCAUCCUCAAUUUUUGGGGGUUCAUCUGCAAUUUUCAAGUUUGAGCUGUAUUUUGGGCUUUUGGUGUUUGUGGGCUACAUAGUUGUAGAUACACAGGAAAUAAUUGAGAAGGCACACUUUGGAGAUCUCGACUAUGUAAAGCACGCUUUGACACUUUUCACUGAUUUCGUUGCGGUUUUUGUUCGAAUCCUUUUAAUUAUGAUCAAGAACUCUGAGAACAAUGAGAGGAGGAAGAAGAAGAAGAAGAGGGGAGACUGAAUAAUUGUGUCUUGAUUCUAGUUAAUGUGGUUCUAACUGGAGAAAACCAGGUGAUGAUAUUAUAUACUUUGUUUGAUGAUGUGUUGUUUUUCUAGUAGAUUCAACUUUUAUUCACAAAAUCUGAAUUCCAUCUUCCUUUAGAAACACUUUUAUAUCUGAAACUGACUUUGAAAUUGCCAAUUAAUAUGUGUAUGUUUUAAGGUGUGGGA